AUGGCGUUGCCCAUGCCGCCUGUAAAGCGUGUGGAUACGGUUGAGCUGGCCUUCUCUGGUCUGGUAAACUACUCAUUGUUGGAAGUUGCUCUCCUGGAUGUGCUGGUUAUCAACCCUGCAGAUGUGUGUGUGACGUUUGUGGUGGUGCGGGGGCUGCCGUUUGAGUUCCCAGAGAGCCUGCUCCGCCGGUUCUUCGGGGGAUAUGGGAGUGUUCUCGCCUGUCGGGCGAAUGUGCUGAAGUCUGGCCGUCUUCGUGGCGUCCUGAUUGGUACCCGCACGAUUACCAUGAAGCUGAGGAAGGCGAUCCCGUCAUCGAUGGUGUUGCUGGGGUUCAAGGAGGAAGACAUACUGCCGGUAACUGUGGCUUGCACCCGACGCUGUGCCAGCGCUGUGCCGACGCUGUGCCGACACUGUGCCAGCGCUGUGCCGACGCUGUGCCGACACUGUGCCUGCGCUGUGCCGACGCUGUGCCGACACUGUGCCAACGCUGUGCCGACGCUGUGCCAGGGCUGUGGCGACACUGUGCCAGCGCUGUGCCGACACUGUGCCAGCGCUGUGGCGACACUGUGCCAGCGCUGUGGCGACACUGUGCCAGCGCUGUGCCGACACUGUGCCAGCGCUGUGGCGACACUGUGCCAGCGCUGUGUCGACACUGUGCCAGCGCUGUGGCGACCCUGUGCCAGCGCUGUGCCGACACUGUGCCAGCGCUGUGCCGACACUGUGCCAGCGCUGUGUCGACACUGUGCCAGCGCUGUGGCAACACUGUGCCAGCGCCGUGUCGACACUGUGCCAGCGAUGUGUCGACACUGUGCCGACACUGUGCCAGCGCUGUGUCGACACUGUGCCAGCGCUGUGCCGACACUGUGCCAGCGCUGUGGCGACACUGUGCCAGCGCUGUGCCGACACUGUGCCAGCGCUGUGGCGACACUGUGCCAGCGCUGUGGCGACACUGUGCCAGCGCUGUGCCGACACUGUGCCAGCGCUGUGGCGACACUGUGCCAGCGCUGUGCCGACACUGUGCCAGCGCUGUGUCGACACUGUGCCAGCGCUGUGCCAGCGCUGUGCCGACACUGUGCCAGCGCUGUGGCGACACUGUGCCAGCGCUGUGUCGACACUGUGCCAGCGCUGUGUCGACACUGUGCCGACACUGUGCCAGCGCUGUGUCGACACUGUGCCAGCGCUGUGGCGACACUGUGCCAGCGCUGUGCCGACACUGUGCCAGCGCUGUGUCGACACUGUGCCAGCGCUGUGGCGACACUGUGCCAGCGCUGUGUCGACACUGUGCCAGCGCUGUGCCGACACUGUGCCAGCGCUGUGGCGACACUGUGCCAGCGCUGUGCCGACACUGUGCCAGCGCUGUGUCGACACUGUGCCAGCGCUGUGGCGACACUGUGCCAGCGCUGUGCCGACACUGUGCCAGCGCUGUGUCGACACUGUGCCAGCGCUGUGCCGACACUGUGCCAGCGCUGUGGCGACACUGUGCCAGCGCUGUGUCGACACUGUGCCAGCGCUGUGUCGACACUGUGCCAGCGCUGUGGCGACACUGUGCCAGCGCUGUGUCGACACUGUGCCAGCGCUGUGUCGACACUGUGCCGACACUGUGCCAGCGCUGUGUCGACACUGUGCCAGCGCUGUGGCGACACUGUGCCAGCGCUGUGUCGACACUGUGCCAGCGCUGUGUCGACAUUGUGCCGACACUGUGCCAGCGCUGUGUCGACACUGUGCCGACACUGUGCCAGCGCUGUGUCGACACUGUGCCGACACUGUGCCAGCGAUGUGUCGACACUGUGCCGACACUGUGCCACCGCUGCCCUGAUGUGUAAUAUAAUACAGCAGAGUGAAGAAACAAUGAAUAGAAGAUCGUUUACAUCUGUAGUUAACUGA
Procambarus clarkii (red swamp crayfish) is the source of this 1884-nucleotide messenger RNA. NCBI's taxonomy places the organism in Eukaryota, Metazoa, Arthropoda, Malacostraca, Decapoda, Cambaridae. The record is from RefSeq and is a predicted model, not a curated record.